CUACUACUUUUCUGUCAAGGUGUUAAUUUUCCCCUUGGCGUGUGUGUAUGUGAUGCGCCCGAAGUUAAUUUAGGGUUCAGCUUGUUUACACGCACAAUUCUAAUAUGUAUUUCUGUUACUUCAAGGAAAGUGUCAUUGAAGUUGCUUGUAAUUCUUCGUUUUGUCGGUUUCACUGCAGAUGUACGCAUUGAUCGAUCUUGGAAAUACACAAUUGUAUUUCCAAUAUCAGUAUUGAUAAUCCAGUGACAAGAAUAAGGUUGGUGAAAGAUUGAUUCUCAAAUCCAUAAAUUUUUUAUAAACACCGAAAAGUAGAAUUAUUGAAUUUGCAACUUUAACAAAUUUGGUGAAGAACUCAAGGGAUUUUUAUAUUCGUCUCAGCAGUAACUGAUUAAUCAUAUAAAACAUGGCACAUUACAAAGGAGCAGCCAGUGAGGCUGGCCGGGCCAUGCAGCUGAUGAAGAAGAGGGAAAUCGCGCAGCAAGAGAUAGAGCUGCGUAAAAAGAAAAUUGAAGAUGACUUGAAGAUCCAUAACAUAGAGAAUAAGUUUGCGACUCAUUACAAUGCUGUUGAACAACAACUGAAGACUUCCACGAUUGGUUUAGUUACAUUGAAUGAAAUGAAGGCUAAACAAGAGAAUAUAGUGAAAGAACGCGAGAGGAAGCUUGCUCAGAAGGAACGAGAAAAGGAACAGGAAAAGGAAAGGGCACUAGCAGCUAAACAAGCAGAAAAGAACAAACAGAAACGGCAGAUCCAAGCUUUGUCUUUUAAUUUGGACGAGGAUGAGGAGGAGGAGGAGGAGGCUGAAAGUUCCAACGAUGAGGUCACGGAAGUAUCUACAGAGUCCAAAAAUGAGCAACUGAGUAAACAUAUAAUAAAAAAAAUCAAGAAAAAUCCGGAUGUGGAUACAAGUUUUUUGCCGGACAGGGAAAGGGAAGAGGAAGAAAACAGACUUAGGGAAGAACUGAGGCAAGAAUGGGCAAGGAAGCAGAACGCGUUGAAGGAAGAGGAAAUUGAAAUUACAUUCAGCUACUGGGAUGGAUCUGGCCAUCGCCGAAGUGUUAUAAUGAAGAAGGGUAAUUCUAUUUACCAACUUCUUCAGAGAUGUUUAGAAGUUCUGAGACGUGAAUUUAGCGAACUUAAAACAGUGAUGGCGGAUCAGUUGAUGUAUGUUAAAGAGGAUCUUAUAUUGCCGCAUCACUAUACAUUUUACGAUUUUAUCGUAACCAAGGCACGAGGAAAGAGCGGACCUUUAUUUACAUUCGAUGUUCACGAUGACAUCCGAGUUAUGCACGACGCUUCCGUUGAAACCGAGGAAUCGCAUGCAGGAAAAGUUUUACUUAGAUCUUGGUACGAGAGAAAUAAACAUAUCUUCCCAGCGAGCAGAUGGGAACCCUUCGAUCCAACGAAGAGUUACGACAAAUAUACGGUAUCGGAUAAAAACCGGAAGAAAGAUAAAAUCUGAUAAACGCGAAUCGUCCGGCCCAAGGGUAAGAAUAAUAGUUUGAUCAUAUUAUUUCAUAUUUGAGAACCGAGCUCCGAGCAACUACUGUAAAAUAUCAGUUUCACGACGGUGUCGGUAAAUACUCUGGUUUCGGCGCGCGAAUGACAUUUGUAAUAUAUGCGUGUAUAUACAUACUAGUAUACCAGCGCGUGUUGUAAUUAUUCUGUGAUUUUAAUGUAAUUCGUUUACUCAAUUACACGGUCACUUAUAAGAUACCGAAAGAAAGAUUGGAAGUUUAACGAAAAAAACGACUUAGAUAUUUUAAUGACUUCGCAUCCGACGAUCUUAAAAUAAUGACAAUACACAAGUUUACUUUCGUUAUCCCGAUUUAUUAAACGAUCGUCGAACACGUUAUCAAGUCGAAUUAACACGUCGAUCGAGUUACUUUCUAUGAUAGAUAUCGUGGAAGAGCGUACUCGCAUGCUGAUUGUGUCUAAGUCUUGAAGAUGUAACUGUACAAAAUGAAUAAAUACUGAUAACACGUA
This is a messenger RNA of Dinoponera quadriceps, 1986 nucleotides long. RefSeq names its product protein FAM50 homolog. The record is from RefSeq and is a predicted model, not a curated record. Gene Ontology annotation, biological process: chromatin organization. The transcript is spliced from 5 exons. Gene Ontology annotation, cellular component: nucleus. Bases 404 to 1462 code for a protein of 352 amino acids. Lineage: Eukaryota; Metazoa; Arthropoda; Insecta; Hymenoptera; Formicidae.